Molecule: messenger RNA, 3091 nt
Organism: Lentinula edodes (shiitake mushroom)
Lineage: Eukaryota; Fungi; Basidiomycota; Agaricomycetes; Agaricales; Omphalotaceae
Exons: 2
Coding region: 99-2975 (958 amino acids)
Source: RefSeq, a predicted model, not a curated record
AUAGCACGAGUUGAUUUCCGACCGUGUGUGUUCAGCGUGUACUAAACGAGGAUUUGGUCGCUUUUCGUUAAGAACCACCAGCAUCUCCAUUGUCGCAUAUGAUUGCGCUUUGGUAUUUGCUGCUUUUCUGUCCUUAUUUUUUUUCUUGGGCGAAUCCAUUGGUGGCGCCACGCUUGAACUUCUUGGCUAGCUCUGAAUUCAAAUCGUAUUCCAUUCCUCCGCCUCCUUCUUUCCUAUUCCCUAGUCCCCGAGCCUCAGUAAUCGUCGACACGUCAGCCCCCAUGUUUUCAUUCGCCAUCUUGCCUUUGCUCGCCUAUUCGACUCUACUGGCCAUUUUUGGUUUCAUCAGUGUUCGCAUAACACGAUGGCGCCGCGGACAUAGACCGGCUGCGCUGACACUCGACGAUGACGACGUUGAACUUCUUCCGACCAAUACGUCCACGCUUAGUCCAGAGUUCAAGGCUUUCCCCGUUCCGCCGCCUCUUCCUAGUCUUGUCCCCUCUCACGCACGCUCUCGCUCAUUUUCGAACCUGCAACAUGCGGUUGUGGUGCAUGACAUGCCUGAACGUGAACGGCCAAAGUCUCCACUUCAUUUCGGUCUAUCAACGCCAGGUUCGCGUCUGAAAUCAAAGCAACGCAGUCACAGUGCCGGAUCAAUCUCUUCACCCCUCAGUCCCAAACGACGUUUGCAUAACAACAAUCGACGUCCGUUCAUCUCUGAUCCAGAGUCCGAUGCAGAUACGGUUGUUCCCCCACGCCAUGCGAUCGCGUCUACCCCGAAUACUCCGUUUGCGCCACAGACCCAAUUCGGUACACUAGUCGACUUGUCGGUACCUCCAGUACCUGCGCCAUCACCAUUGAACCCCAUUUUUCCUAAUAUGGCGGGCUCUGCGCAUCUAUGGGCAUUACAUUCGUACACACGAUCUUCCACUGUUCCCGCUGAAGAGCUCAACCUCAUUGACCUACAUACCCCGGAUCCAGAACAGCGUGCGUCCAGGAAUUUUGAACCAGUCUCUGUUCCUCUACUUCAGGAAAGUAAGGGUUCAAAUGCCAAGGAACAGGGUAACACCUCCUCCGACUUGGACGGAUACGAGCCGGACGUAGAAGGUGAAGCUGGUGAACAAAUUACGGGAUUGGGUAAGGACAAGGAGAUUGACAUCGGUCUGGAAUGGGACUUCGAGAGCGUUUCUGGCUCGAGUAUGAGGGUGUCUUCGAUCCCUCAAGCUCAUCAGGUCUCAGAAGAACGCGAUUUGGUGGAUGGAAACUCGAUGCCGUCGUCGCCCGUGGAAUUUCUGGCCACACAGCUUCAUUCGAUUCCGAUCACUGCCUCCUCGUCGUUGUCCGAAGGAUAUCUUCGACUGGACACCGAGGAAGUCCUUGCUGGCAAGAGUGAAGAUUCCCUCCCUCUAUCUUCAUCAUCUUCCUCUGCAAUCCUUUCCUCUUCAUCUUCACUUCCGAGCGCACCUCGUCAUUUGGUUGAGCUAGAUGCUGGACAUCGCCCCAUUGACGUUGUCAUCGUUGAGAACACUGGUGUAGAGGAUGAGGAUGAGCUAGACCUAAACCUGGAUAAUGAGACACUUCCUUCGAUAUCUCGAGACGACACUUCUCUCGAUUUGGAUUUGAUCCACAGGGUUUAUAACGAUGAUGAUGAAAAUGCUGCUGGGCAGCUUGAGCUAGGACCGGGGAUGUUCGUUGCUCGUGACCGGGAAGAUGAUGAACUUUAUGACCUUUAUGAAAAUAAUGACCGCGUUGAGGGUGAUGAAUACGCAGAGGGUGCUAAGGCUGAAGAGGUCAUGGAUCAAGGAAUGCCGAGUGGAGUGAAUAUCAUGAGCCUAACUCAGGAUGAAAAUAUUGACGUCUUAACUUACACUGACAACUCUUCGACUAACCCCGAAUCGCAAGAGGCAAUACAGGAUUCAUUAACUCCUCCCCCAUCUCACGAGAAAUUUUCUACAUUGGUUUCCCGUGCGCAUCCUGACAAUGAUGUUGGACUGGAACUUAGGAUGUUCGAGGACGGUUUCAGCGAUGAACCCCAAGCUAACGAAGGUGAUGUGAAUGUCAUAGAGGACGACGACGAGCAUAUUGAGGAAACGGAGGGAGAAUUCCCAGAUCCAGACUUGCUUCCACUUCCCGAGCUAGAUAUUCCCCUCCUCCUAGCUAACAUUACGUCACCGGAUCCCUCUCUCAUUGCCAAAGAAGAAGAACCCAGCUCCUCCGCUGCUACCACUGCUUCCGUGUCCCCCACAUCCCAAAUUCCUACUCCUCCCGCUUCGCCACCUCAACAACGUCGUCCUCUCCCUCGGCCUCUUCCAGCGUGGUCAAUUCGUGCAGCUGACGCCCCGCCUCUCGGACUUGCAUCUCGGAGUCCUGUGCUACGACAUAAAUCUUCCUUCUCGCUUUCUGUGAUUGAGGGCAGUGAUGCCAGAGUUGUGAAGGAGGCCGAAAGUCAGCUGAAGACCGAAAUUGAGAUUCGAGAGAAAAACGAGGAAGGAAUUUCGUCACUCAGUGAUGAAAUAAUUGAAAGCGAGGACGUACGUCCAAGCACAAAGACACCUGUGCCGAGUGCAGCCAUUCUCCCUGGGGCCUUCCCUGUGGAUGUCCACCCACUUUCUGACUUGAUGGUACCGGAUGAUGAAGAAGAAGAUGAGGAAGAAGCGGAGACAACGACCAAGGAAACUGAAUCUUCAAGUACCCAGGACGAAUCUGUUCCAGGAUCCAGCGCGGAAGCUCCUUCUACGUCCACUUCUACUUCCAUUUCUGUUACCAAACCAGUGAAACGCCACCCUGCGCGAUCCCCGAUCGACAUUGCACUGGCAAUGCAGCUACGUCCCGGACUAGGUCUCGGAGCUGACCCAGCGUGGAUGGUGAGGUUUUUGAUGGCGAUGUUUGGCUGGUUUGUUGUCCUUAUCAGCGGAAGUGCUGGAGAUGGAUAUGGUAGGACUCCGUAUGUGGGGAUUCGAAGGUCGGAAGAGUGAAAAACUGCGGCGGUUUCUUCAAGUCUCAUUUGUCCGUUCAAAUUUUGAGCCACUUUCGCUCUUGACUCUCGACUUCAAUAAUGGGUCUCACUUUGAUACAUAGACUGUUUUCAUUC